UAAGCCCUAAGCCCUAAUAGUGCCACAGUGGACUGAAGCAUUAAAUGACCUUAUUGACACUUACUGUGGUAAUUUUAUAGUUUAUAUAUUGCAACUUAGUCCCUAACAUAUUAAUAUUGUUUUUAAAAUGUAAUAUUUUUAUAGACAAAAUCAAUUAAAUUAAAACAAAUUAAUCAACUCAACAAAUUAAUCAACUCAACAAAUUAAUCAACUCAUCUCCAUCUCCCUCACUUCAUCAUCGUGAACAGAAAUUGAAAAUAAAAAUUCUUCAUCCAUCAUCUCAUCUUGGCAUUUUUUCCCAACUACAAACUCAACGCAACAGUUAUCGUCUCAUCUUGGCAUUUUUUCCAAACACUGCAAACUCAACACAACAGUAAGCGUCCCAUUCACAGGUUUACCAUGAAAAACACCGACCAUUAUGAUUCGUACGACUAUCGAUGCCGUGACAGUGGUACAUCUGAUUCUGAAUCCGACAAUGGUCGGGAUGACAGUAAUUCGGUGUCCAGUGCGUACCAAGGUUCAAGUGAUGGUGAUGGCGAUGGCGAUGGUGAUAGUCACGGUGAAAAAUUUGUUGAAUUUGAUGCAGUUGUAGGUGAUAGAACAGUGAAAAUUAAUGCCCUUACUGCUGAUGAAAUUCGUGCUAUGGAAUUCGGUACAGUUGAUGAAGCUAAUGUGUUUUAUUUCAAGUAUGCUAAAUGUAAAGGGUUUGCCAUUAGGAAAAGUGAUGUUAGGACAAGAUCGACUGAGGAUGGACAAACAAUUAUAAUGAGGCAGUUUGUAUGCAAUAAACACGGUCUAAGAGAUACAAAACACUUAAGGAGGCUUGAUAGAAAAAGAGAACACAGACCUACGACCCGCACUAAUUGUCCCGCUAGGCUUCGUGUGCAUUACAACCCCCAGAAGGAUAGUUAUGUAGUGACAUGUUUUGAAGAGGCUCACAACCAUGAAUUAACACCAUCUAGGUUUGUCCACUUACACCCCAUUUAUCGUGAGAUUACUGCAGCAGAUAGAGCUCAAAUUGACGGUCUACAGUCAAAUGGAAUUAGAACUUGUCAUAUAAUGGGGUACAUGGUUGCUCAGAAGGGUGGACACGAUCGUGUUGGGUUUACAAAGAAGGAUCUGUACAAUUAUUUUGAUAGUAAAAUGCGUGCUAAUAUUAAAGAUGGUGACGUUGCCGCUGCUAUAAAUUAUCUAACUGUGAAGUCAUCUACUGAUCCCAUGUUAUAUGGUAAAUAUGCCGUAGACAUGGAUGGACGAAUGAAGUCUCUUUUUUGGGCUGAUGGAAGCAGUAGAUCUGACUAUUUUUGUUUUGGCGAUGUGAUUGCGUUCGACACGACUUACAAGAAGAACAAAUACAACUACCCAUUGGUUAUAUUUUCAGGGUGUAACCACCACUCUCAGACAGUUAUUUUUGGUGCUGCGUUGGUGUCAGAUGAAACGACAGAGACGUAUAAGUGGUUGUUGGAGUGUUUUUUAGAGUGCAUGGAAAAUAGAUACCCAGCAGCAGUUGUAACAGACGGAGAUGGGGCGAUGAGGGAAUCUAUAAAACAGGUGUUUCCGGAUGCGACACAUCGUUUAUGCGCUUGGCAUUUGAACAAGAAUGCGUCUGAGAAUGUAAAGAACUCGGCAUUUUUGAAAGAUUUUCAAAAAGCCAUGUACUCUAAUUUUACAAAGGAUCAAUUUGAAGAGUUUUGGUCAAAAAUAAUUAAAGAAAACGGACUUGAAGGAAAUCCUUGGGUUGCAAAAACGUACGAGAACAGGUCACUAUGGGCAACUGCAUAUCUACGUGAGAAGUUUUUUGGACGUAUAAGAACUACGUCUCAAUGUGAAGCCGUCAAUGCAGUCAUCAAGAGUUAUGUCAGGAAGAAAGGCUGCAUUUUUGAAUUUAUGCACAAUUUUGAUCAGGCUAUGAGAUCUUAUAGAAACAAUGAACUGAUUGCCGAUUAUAAAUCAAAGUUUUCAGAACCUGUGAUGACUACUCAACUGCGUGCCCUUGAGAGCCAUGCUGCGAAUGUUUAUACUAUGGAGAUUUUCAAGGAAGUCAGAGAUGAAAUAGUGAAGGCUGGAUCAUUGAUUGUUAAGGAAAAGUUAAUUCGCAACGGAUUUAAGACUUAUCGAUUUACAAAAUAUUGUUGUGAUAACUAUGACGUAGAGGUUGUGUAUGAUGGUGAAACACUUCAAUGUGAGUGUAGGUUAUGGGAUUCUCAUGGGAUUCCAUGUUCUCAUAUGUUUGGUGUCAUGAAGGAAGAACAUGUUAGUCUCAUUCCCACCGGUUUGAUUUUGUCGAGAUGGACGAAGGAUGCAAAAAUUUAG
Molecule: messenger RNA, 2313 nt
Organism: Vicia villosa (hairy vetch)
Lineage: Eukaryota; Viridiplantae; Streptophyta; Magnoliopsida; Fabales; Fabaceae
Product: protein FAR1-RELATED SEQUENCE 5-like
Exons: 2
Coding region: 400-2313 (637 amino acids)
Molecular function (GO): zinc ion binding
Source: RefSeq, a predicted model, not a curated record